Molecule: messenger RNA, 1140 nt
Organism: Histoplasma mississippiense
Lineage: Eukaryota; Fungi; Ascomycota; Eurotiomycetes; Onygenales; Ajellomycetaceae
Exons: 3
Coding region: 1-1140 (379 amino acids)
Biological process (GO): division septum assembly
Cellular component (GO): division septum
Source: RefSeq, a predicted model, not a curated record
AUGGCCGCAUUCCCGCGCAUCGAAGGUAAGGUCGAGAUUCGCCCUAGCGCCGGUAUUUCAGCACCAGUCAACAUCUCCAUGGUUACAAUAUGCCUCCAACGACGAGAAACGAUACACCCUUCCGCAGAUUCGGUAACGAAGAGACAUCUAGCUGCGCCCCGAAAGGAAAUUACGGAUAUCGUGGGAAAGGAAAUGCUACUUUUUAGAUGUGCAAUGGGCCGCGACCAUGAAGAGAUAAUUGCCAUGGACCUCCCUUUCGUGUUAUUCAUUCCCUUUGGGAAACCUGGACAAGAGUCGUCUCGGCGGCUGCCUCCAGCAAGCCUCCAGUUACCCAGUAGAACGGCAGAGACAUAUUAUGAGCUGGUGGUAAUGGUGCAGCAAGGUCCCGCAGAGCAAAAAAAAUAUGCAUUUCCUGUCCCAAUCUCGAGAUACGAUACCAUCUCGAGCUUUGGCAUGUUCAACCGGCCCGAAUCAUCGGAAAAGGUCUCAGACCAUUUGGUAACUCUAGGGAUAUCGAUUCCGCGCUGGUCGUUUGGGCCCCUGGAUCCAAUCAGUGUGUGUGUCAAGCUCUCUCCAAACCCGGAUUGGAUGAACAAGGCUCGACGAGUGACGAUACAAAAAAUCACCAUUUCUAUCGAUGAAGAGAUCAUCUAUAACCAUGAGGGUGACGAACCGCAACGCAAAACUAAAACCCUCACAAAGCGAGCAGAGAGUGUUAAUAUGAAGUUACCCGAAGCGGGAUAUAUCACCACUCUAGGUCUUGUAUUUCCCUCAAGAGAUCUAAGAGAUGCAGAAGGAAUACUACCGCGAGGGAAGCCGGCGUUCCCGAUGUACGCUGUCAACGGCUUCACUACUACUGCGUCACUAUAUAAAAUCGAAUACUACUUAACAGUUAAGGCACAUCUAACGUCAGCCAGAGAUAUCGUUCUGCGACAGCCCAUAGUGGUAUGUCCAUUUGACCACACAGGAUGCAUACAAGAAAUGGAUGCCGUCCGGAUAGCUGCUGAGAACGCAGGCAAAAUUAACCCGGACAAUCCAAUGCUACCACUGCCUACGAUAAUCCGAGUCCAUGACCCUCAAGCUCUGAAGUACCUGGGUGUGGCCAUAGUUGGCAAUGUGAAAAAGCCAGUGAUCGAAUGA